AUGUUAAACAAAAUAGCCCAAAAUUUAACAAAACAAGUCUUUAACUCAACUAUUAGGCGUAAACUACACAAAUCAAAAUGGUUAUUAGGCACAAGCACUUAUGAAGGGGAUGGCAAAACAACCCUAAAUAUAUUAAAUAAUGAAGCUGAUAUGGGUUUAAUGAUAGACGGGUUUAGUCAGGUUGGUUUUCGAUUAAAUAAUGGUUUUACAGUUCUGGGGCCCAUGGUGAUAUUUCCAAAGUCUGUAUUAUCUUGGAAUGUAAAUGAUUUAGAGGAUAUAAAUGAAGAGUCCCUUAGUUUAUUUAAAAUUUUAGAACCAAAACUAGACAUUUUAGUUGUAGGUGUAGGAGAUAGGGCCAAAGAUUUCAAUUUUGUUCAUAAAUUAUUACCAUUUUCAAAACAAUUUAAAAUUGCAUUUGAAGUAAUGCCCACAGAACAAGCUUGUUCAACAUUUAAUUUUUUAAAUUCAGAAGGUAGAAAUGUAGCAGGGGCCUUAAUACCCCCAAAAACAAUAACAACAUCAGAUGAUGAUGAGUUGAACACAAAAAUGAGAUAUGCCAAUUUGUAUGGGCCUGAUUAA
Messenger RNA from Brassicogethes aeneus, 579 nucleotides. NCBI's taxonomy places the organism in Eukaryota, Metazoa, Arthropoda, Insecta, Coleoptera, Nitidulidae. The record is from the annotation of a GenBank genome assembly.